This is a messenger RNA of Daucus carota subsp. sativus, 1562 nucleotides long. Its product is annotated as serine/threonine-protein kinase-like protein At5g23170. Gene Ontology annotation, molecular function: protein kinase activity; ATP binding. Lineage: Eukaryota; Viridiplantae; Streptophyta; Magnoliopsida; Apiales; Apiaceae. The record is from RefSeq and is a predicted model, not a curated record. Gene Ontology annotation, biological process: protein phosphorylation. The transcript has a single exon. The coding region runs from base 164 to 1255 and encodes 363 amino acids.
AACCUCAAGAAUUCUUUAUAUUUUAUGCAUAAGUUGGAUUCUCGUUCUCCACUAUCACUAAUCAACCAAUCCUCUCUCAUUCUUAAACUUGAUAAAUCAUCUUAUUUGUCCAUGCAAACUAGCAAUCACAAGCAUAGCUACUCCAAACUCACACAAGGCAGAGAUGCAUGAGUUUGCCUACGAAGAACUUGAAGAAGCCACCCAAAACUUCUCAGCAACUCAUCUCAUCGGCAAAGGAAGCCACGGAAGCGUCUACAAAGGUGUUCUUCGAGACGGAAGAAUCGUCGCAAUAAAAACACAAUCACUAGGCCUCCAAAAGCUCCAAGACAACUCCAAGCUCGAUAACGAAGUACGUAUCUUAUCAUCACUCCCAAAAGCUUCCAAGUGUUUGAUCAAUAUUAUUGGAAUUAGUCACGACUCGUUUAGUAACAAAGUGUUGGUCAUGGAAUACUUGCCGAAUGGCACGCUUCAUGAUUUCCUUCACUUGUCACCGACUCCGCCAGCGUGGCCUAAACGGAUCGAAAUCGCGGUCCAAAUUGCCCGAGCGGUGCAGGUUCUUCACGAGAGAAAGCCUUCGGUGAUCCACCGGGAUAUCAAGGCUUCGAAUAUUUUGUUUGAUGAGAUUUGGGACGCAAAGUUGGCGGAUUUCGGUCUGGCGACCGAAAUGGCCAGCGACUCGUCGAGUCAACGAGGUGACUCGACGUGUCGCCCGGCUGGUACCAUAGGGUACCUGGACCCUUGUUACACUUCACCGCACAAGUUAAGUGUGAAAAAUGAUGUGUUUAGUUUUGGAGUGGUAUUGCUCGAGAUUAUUAGUUGUUCGAAAGCAAUCGAUGUUAACAGGGUGCCGGCAACAAUUGUUCAUUGGGCAAUGCUGCUAAUCGACGAGAAUCGAAUCUUAGACCUUUGCGACAAAAGACUCGCCCCGGCACGCCACAUGGAACCUAUGAUUUUGCAUGUUGUAAAUAUAGCGUUACGUUGCGUUUCACCAAAACCGUACAAUCGGCCAACAAUUUCCGAAAUCGUGACCGAUUUGCAAAUUUGCCUAGUCGAGCCGACUCGAUUUCCGAUAUGGAUGACAUCGUUUUUUCGCGGAAUUAUUUUUCUCCAGAAGAAGCGACGCAAAAUCGGCACCAAGCGGUACAAAACCACCACAACCAUAGUUUGCGCAGCACAUGAAGCUAGUAAGCAAGUCGACAUUUCAAGUAAAAAGUUGUUACUAAGGGAAAUACUAGCCGAUGCAACAUUGCGUUAACGGAAAAUCAAAAGGUUCGAAUCUCAUCAACAACAUCCCCGGAAACCGGUGAGUCACUUUGAUACAACUCAGUGAGUGAAGAAGCUCGAGUUGAUUGGUCAACAGGAGCCAACUGGCAAAUAUAAAUUCAUGCUGACCGGGCUGCUGAAGCAUUCCAAAGAGAAGAUUCUGAAAAGUAGGUAGCACUGAGAAAAGAAUAGCAGCUUUCAUAUUGAUGCACACUCAUGCGAAUCGCUAAAACUGUACCACUUUGCAUUAAAGUAUUGCGCUAUUGCUUGUGUGCUUUAUUAGUUAAUCAUCAUCCAUA